GUUAUAGUGCAUGUGGUGCACUCGGUGGCCGUCUACGGCAACGACUACGACAACAACAACAUCAACCGCACUUUCGUCGCACGGCAGUCAACAACGACGAGUUGCUAUACGCUAAUGGCGUGGUCGUCCGGUUUCCAGGACGUCGUCGCUGUCCGAACGGCUUAAAAGAAUCGAUUUGUACACGUGUCGUCGGCAAUACCUACACACGAUGAGUAUUUAUAAGAAAGUGGACUUUUACGAUUUAUGCAGGCUCUGCAUGUGCGUGGGCGGAAGAAAGCAUCAUCUGUUCAAGAGCCCGGAGAGCAGCGACCGGCAGCUACCUUCUAAGCUACAAAAAUGUAUCCCCCUGCAGAUUAAAGAAAAUGAUACUUUACCUAAAAGAAUAUGUGAAAACUGUGUAACAAAAAUAGAAGAAUUUUACGAUUUCAUAGAUCAAUGUGUAAAUACUGAGUCUAUGUUAAAAAGUUACUGUGCAACUUUAAGUGUUUCUGAUCAAUUAAAAUGCCAAGGAAAAGUUUAUGUACGAGAAUCAAUAGAACAUAAUUCUAAUGACAAUUCUGUUAGUCAGAAAACUAAAAAUAAUUCUGAUCAUUCAUCAGCCAUGCUUACAAUGCAAAGUUUAUCUAAUCUUGUCCAAUCUGGUUCUAUACAAAUUGUUAAUGAUAUGAAUGGCCAAUACCAAGAUUUCUGUAAAUAUGAUAUGCAGCCAGUUAUAACUAGUACAACUAAUGGAGUUGAAUCUAUGAAAUACAAUUAUACUAUAGCCAAUAAUUCAAAUCAAUCGGCUCAAACAGAUUCAUCUAAUGAUGAAAAUGAUGCUAGUGAAAAUGUUCAAACAAUUUAUUCUAUUCCUGAUAUUCCUAGUCUUGAUAAAGAAGAUUCUGAAAUGAACAUGCAUUCCUUAGCUUAUGUGACUCCAUUAACUGUUGAACCAGAAAUGCUUCAUUUUCAAUUUAAUAAAUCUGAUAGUAAUGAACAAGAUUCAGAUUUGGAUCAUAGUAAAUCUGAAGUGUCUGAUGAGGUGAAAACUUAUAUGGAUGGGUUUUUACCUUCAGAUGGUGCGCUUGCAUCAUGUACCGCUUGUGGAAAAGUCUUAGAAAGUGAAGAAGAAAUUGUCAUGCAUAGUCAAACAUGCAAAGCUGUUAGUAAUAGAAGUAUUCAUAAUGUACCAACUAGGAGUUCAAGGGAUAUGAUGCCACCAAGAUUUCCUUGUGAUGUCUGUGAGAAAAAAUUUAAAAGAAAAGAGCAUUUAAUACAACAUAGAAAACUUCAUACUGGAGAACGACCAUAUAGCUGUGAGACAUGCUCAAAAUCAUUUAGUCGUAAAGAACAUCUUAUGAGACACAUGUUAAGUCAUACAGGCCAAAGAUUGUAUGGAUGUGAUUUGUGUCACAAACAUUUCAGCCGGAAAGAUAAUCUCCACAAGCAUCGUACUACACAUGGAGUAACUGGACCUCUUGUCUGUGAAAUUUGUGGUAAAUCAUUCAUAGUAAAACAUUACUAUGAUAUGCACAUAGCAACACAUAAUGAAGUUGACGAUAGCCAAUUGCCAUACGUGUGUGAUAUUUGUAAUAAAAGAUUUGCUACCAGUCAAUUUUUAGUCACUCAUCGAUUCAGACAUCGAACCAAAUCGUAUACAAAUGAUUUAAAAUUAAAAUCUGAAUCUCUUAUUCAAGAAACACAAAACGAAGAUGAUAAACAAGAUGAAACAAACCAACUGUCUAAUGUGCCAAAUACAAAUACAUAUCAUGUAUCUUAUGAAGAUAAUAAUUCAUAAGUUAUAACAAUAAGGUCUAAAGCCCAAAAUGUUCAGGUUUUCAGGGUGAUUAUUAUGGGUUCCUACAUAUAUUAGUUUUAGAAUUUAGUAAAAACAAGAGUUUGAUUGUAUCUGAUAAGAUAUUUUUGUAUGACAUUUUUAUAUUUUUGUCAAUACAAAAUAUUUUUGUUAAUUUAAAAAUCAAAACAUAGAUAAAUA
Messenger RNA from Sipha flava (yellow sugarcane aphid), 1975 nucleotides. RefSeq names its product zinc finger protein 436-like. Gene Ontology annotation, biological process: regulation of transcription by RNA polymerase II. The transcript is spliced from 9 exons. The coding region runs from base 209 to 1777 and encodes 522 amino acids. The record is from RefSeq and is a predicted model, not a curated record. Lineage: Eukaryota; Metazoa; Arthropoda; Insecta; Hemiptera; Aphididae. Gene Ontology annotation, molecular function: zinc ion binding; DNA-binding transcription factor activity; RNA polymerase II cis-regulatory region sequence-specific DNA binding. Gene Ontology annotation, cellular component: nucleus.